Messenger RNA from Papilio xuthus (Asian swallowtail), 831 nucleotides. Its product is annotated as protein PXR1-like. The record is from RefSeq and is a predicted model, not a curated record. The transcript is spliced from 2 exons. The coding region runs from base 40 to 768 and encodes 242 amino acids. Lineage: Eukaryota; Metazoa; Arthropoda; Insecta; Lepidoptera; Papilionidae.
CGCGAAGUGAAAAUUUUAUUAAUUGACUCCGAAAAGACAAUGGGUAAAAAAAGAAAAAAUCCAGAUAGCACGGACAGUAUUGAUGCAAAUAAAAGAGAAAAUAGCAAAAAAAUUAAAGAAGUAAUCGCGGAUGAUAUUAUGCAAAAUGAAAUAACGGAAAUGAAAAAUAUUGGUACUGAUGUUCAGUCUAACAUUAAUAAAAAAAGAAAGGAGAAAAAAAUUAAAGCGAAAAUUGCGGAUGAUGCUGUUGAAAAUGUGAACGAAGAUCGUGAAACUCAUGUUCAAACUAACAAAAAGAAGAAAAGAAGGGAUAAAAAAAUUAAAGGCGAAAUCGCAGAAGACAUUGUUGAAAACCAAGACAGUGAAAUUGAUGUACAGGUUCGUAGUACCAAAAAAAGAAAGGACAAAAAAAAUAAGGAUGGACUUUCGAAAGACAAUUUAGAAAAAGUAAAUGAUGGUAGUGAAAGUGUUGUACAGUCUAUCAAUAAUUUUGGAACGAUAAGUAAUAAUGCAACACCAAAAAAGAUCAUAUUUGUUGGCGAUGAACCACAGGAAGUGUCAGUAUCCUCCAAUAAUAAAACCAAGAAAAGUAAACUCUCCAAGAAAACAAAAGAAUAUAACGAUGAUAUAUUGAAAGAAGAAGAUGUGAAAGAUGAAGAUAUCGAUAAGUUUUGUGAUGAAUUAGAUGAAGAAGACAAUAAACAAUAUGAAAAUUGGGUGCAAUUAAUAGAAGCUACUUUAAGUUCCAAUAAAAAGAAACCAAAAUAAAAUUUGUUCAUAUUUUAGAUGUAAAUGUGUACCUAAUAGUUUUUUUUGGCAUGCGAACAUGAA